AUGGCAGAUAUGCUAGUAGAUGGAGCUGCUCAUAACCAAAUGCUAUCUUUCAUGGAUGGCAAUGCAGGAUAUAACCAGAUUAUGGUGGUAGAAGAAGACAUCCACAAGACAGCUUUCAUGUGCCCAGGACAUAUAGGUGCUUUUGAAUAUACUAUAAUGCCUUUUGGCUUGAGAAAUGCAGGAGCCACUUAUCAAAGAGCAAUGAAUUCUGUUUUCCAUGAUAUGAUAGGGAAUUCUCUGGAAGUGUAUAUAGAUGAUGUGGUGAUUAAAUCCCCAGAGAAGGGAGAUCAUCAAGAACAGACAUUUAAGUGGGAGGAGCAGCAUCAACAGGCUUUUGAGGAAAUCAAGCAUCACCUUUCAAAUCCAUCAGUUCUGUGCCCACCAAAGAGAGGCAGACCGCUCAAACUAUAUGUGUCUGCAUUAGAAGUGUCCAUUGGUAGUCUGUUAGUUCAAGAUAACAAGGAAGGGAAGGAACAGACAGUCUACUAUAUGAGCAGAACUCUGACAGAAGUGGAAAGAAAAUAUUCUGCAAUUGAAAGACUUUGCCUAGCCUUAUACUUCAGUGCUGUGAAGCUCAGACACUACAUGCUGCCAUACACCAUCUACAUCAUUGCCAAGACAGACCUAAUCAAAUACAUGCUAACAAGGCCAAUGUUGAGAGGCAGAAUUGGAAAAUGGACUCUGGCUUUAACAGAAUUUGCCUUCAGAUAUGUUCCUCAGAAAGCUGUCAAAGGACAAGCUGUGGCAGACUUCCUAGCAGAUCAUCCAAGGGAAGAGAUUGAAAACAUGGACUCUUUGGAUAUAGCAAAUGCAGAUCUGCUAACUAGAGCUCAUACUUGUCUUAACAAUCCUAUCUAUUCGGUUCAUCUCACACCUUGGAAGCUGUAUUUUGAUGGAUCAAAAACUAAUAUAGCUUCUGGGGCAGGGAUUGUUUUGGAGGAACCAUUGGGAAUCAGACAUUGCUACUCCUUCCAGUUAGAUUUCCAAUGCACCAACAACAGGCUGAAUAUGAAGUUUUAA
Molecule: messenger RNA, 1020 nt
Organism: Prunus armeniaca (apricot)
Lineage: Eukaryota; Viridiplantae; Streptophyta; Magnoliopsida; Rosales; Rosaceae
Source: the annotation of a GenBank genome assembly